Messenger RNA from Danio aesculapii, 2483 nucleotides. RefSeq names its product cytochrome P450 2J2-like. Gene Ontology annotation, molecular function: iron ion binding; oxidoreductase activity, acting on paired donors, with incorporation or reduction of molecular oxygen, reduced flavin or flavoprotein as one donor, and incorporation of one atom of oxygen; heme binding. Gene Ontology annotation, cellular component: cytoplasm; intracellular membrane-bounded organelle. The transcript has 9 exons. Lineage: Eukaryota; Metazoa; Chordata; Actinopteri; Cypriniformes; Danionidae. Bases 30 to 1520 code for a protein of 496 amino acids. The record is from RefSeq and is a predicted model, not a curated record. Gene Ontology annotation, biological process: xenobiotic metabolic process.
ACUGUUUAACAAUACAGGAAUCAUCAGUCAUGGAUUUGUUGCACCUUUACGAGUGGUUCGAUAUCAAAAGUAUUUUGGUAUUUCUGUGUGUGUUUUUAUUGCUGGGUGAUUAUAUUAAAAAUAAAGCGCCGAAGAACUUUCCUCCUGGACCCUGGUCUUUGCCGAUUAUAGGAGAUCUUCAUCAUAUUGAUAAUAGUAAGAUUCAUCUUCAGUUCACAAAGUUUGCAGAAAAAUAUGGCAAGAUUUUCAGUCUGAGACUUUUUGGACCAAGAAUUGUAGUGCUGAACGGGUAUAACUUGGUGAAAGAGGUGUAUAUAAAACAAGGAGAAAACCUCGCUGAUCGACCAGUGUUGCCACUAUUUUAUGAAAUCGUUGGAGACAAAGGUUUAAUUCUUUCCAGCGGAUAUAAAUGGAAGCAUCAGAGGAGAUUUGCACUCUCGACUCUUCGAAAUUUCGGAUUGGGGAAGAAAAGCCUGGAGCCUUCUAUCAAUCUCGAAUGUGGCUUUCUGAAUGAGGCCAUUUCAAAUGAACAAGGCCGACCCUUUGAUCCUCGCUUACUUCUAAACAACGCUGUCUCGAAUGUGAUCUGUGUGCUGGUGUUUGGUAAUCGAUUUGACUACAGUGACCAUCACUUCCAGACUCUGCUGAAGAACAUCAGUGAAGCUGUGUACCUGGAAGGAAGCAUCUGCGCUCAACUUUAUAACAUGUUCCCAUGGCUCAUGCAGCGACUGCCUGGACCCCAUAAGACACUUAUUGCUCUUUGGGGGAAAGUGACUGACUUUGUUAGAGAGAAGGUGAAUGAACACAGAGUGGAUUAUGAUCCAUCAAAUCCUCGAGACUACAUUGACUGCUUUCUAGCUGAGAUGGAAAAGCUUAAAGACGACACAGCUGCAGGGUUUGAUGUGGAGAACUUGUGCAUCUGUACUCUGGAUCUGUUUGUAGCAGGAACUGAGACCACCUCCACCACUCUGUAUUGGGGUCUUCUCUACAUGAUAAAAUAUCCUGAGAUUCAAGCUAAAGUACGGGAGGAGAUUGAUGCUGUUGUUGGAGGCUCACGGCAGCCAUCUGUAUCAGACAGAGACGACAUGCCCUACACCAAUGCUGUUAUUCAUGAGAUACAGAGGGUGGGAAACAUAGCUCCAAUAAAUCUGGCCAGGACUACUUCAGAAGAUACUCAGAUAGGACAAUACUCUAUUCCAAAGGGCACAAUGGUGACCAGUAAUUUGACAUCAGUGCUGUUUGAUGAGUCUGAGUGGGAGACGCCUCACUCUUUUAACCCGGGUCACUUCCUGGAUGCUGAGGGCAAAUUCAGGAGGAGAGAUGCCUUUUUACCUUUUUCUCUGGGAAAGAGAGUGUGUCUUGGGGAGCAGUUGGCGAGGAUGGAGCUCUUCCUCUUCUUCUCCUCUCUGCUGCAGCGCUUCGCUUUCUCUCCACCAGCAGGUGUGGAGCCCAGCUUGGAUUAUAAAAUGGGGGGCACACACUGUCCCAUGCCAUAUAAACUGUGUGCAGUGCCACGCUAAAUUAAGAAACAUGCAUGCAAUUUUAAACAUUUCAGCAAUUUUAAAGAGAUACAUUUUUACAUUCAAGAUUAUUUGGUGAUUUAUAAAAUACAAAACUACUUACAAAUAAGCCUGUAUUGAAAACAAAGUCAUUAAGGGGAUAAAUUGUUGUAUAAACUCAAGAUCUGAGCUGUGAACAGAGCAGCAGCUUAAUGAGAAGACUGUGAAGCAGUCCAGACCUGAAAGAGUGAGAACGAGAGAAUGUUUAGCAAUGCAUACAAUAAAACUGCACUCUGGACUAAUAUUAAAAUGUGGAAGUUUGCAGAUUUUAGAGAAAUCAUGACCAAAAUAUGUAGAAUUUCAUGACAUCACAGGACCCAAGUCAUUGCUUCAACCUGCCACUGCAGGAAAGAUGGUGCUCCGUCACCUGAGAAGAAAAAAACACAUUGUAAAGUUGUCAUAACCGACUGUAAAUAAACAGGUCUUGAUAGAUGAAAUGAAAUGCAACUAUAAUCAGCUUUGAUGCGGAGUGUCUCAUCAGGUACCACCCUUCCUCUCGCCUCGGACUCCAGGAACAGCUGUAAGCAAGCACGUUUGUUUUUACUUACUCAUGGAUCUUCCAUUAUGGUGAAUAAAACACCAACAACGCAUCUCAUUUAUUAUAAAUCCCAUUUAAAGUUUUGCCUAUGAAAUAUUUCAUCCACAAAAGUUGGUAAAAUCCCUUAGCCACUGUCAAAGACUUUUAUUGGAGGAGGGGUGGGUAUGUGGGGCAUUAAAAUGUCUUGAAAGGCUGUGUAUCCAAAAUUGAAUGCUUUCUUGAGUAGGAGAGUGAUUUGUCAUUUGUGACCAAAUGUAAAACGAAUGUAAUAUAGAUUCAUAUUGUUUCUGCCAUAAUGUCUUAACUGGUUACCAGCUCCAUUAGGCAUUCAAAUGUGUUUUACCAGCUGUAGGACCUAUGAAUAAAAUUAGACAUUUCAAUGUUAA